Messenger RNA from Plasmodium coatneyi, 705 nucleotides. RefSeq lists its product as uncharacterized. The coding region runs from base 1 to 705 and encodes 234 amino acids. The transcript is spliced from 2 exons. The record is from RefSeq and is a predicted model, not a curated record. Lineage: Eukaryota; Apicomplexa; Aconoidasida; Haemosporida; Plasmodiidae.
AUGUACGAACUGCUACACGAACUGCGACACGAGCAUCUAAGGGGCAACCUCCUACUUAGGAAGGAAAACCAAAUUCUCAGAAACAAGUUAAAUUAUAUCCUGCUCAAUUUUGACUCCUUUAUUAAGGCACAUAUUACCCAAGUAGUUGCAGAACAGGAGUGGAUUUUUGCCCACCAUGAUGAAGAGGGGGAAUUAGCUCAGACGGGAAAAGGUCGUCCACCUGUUGCACUCCAUCCCGCGGUUCACAUGCUUGGGAAGGAUACCUCAGAGGGAGACAACUCCAUUGGGGGGGUACCCAAAAAGGAUGUUGACCAGACUGCUACGGGGAAAAACCACCAAGAUGGACGUGCCAAACUAGGACUCCACUUCGACUACGGACACGUCAGUGCCAAAAACGAAUAUUUCCGACAGCUACAAAAAUACGAACGGGAAGAUUACAAAAAAAUUAACAACGUUCUGAUAAACAUGUACCUGUGCAAUCCGUACAUAUGCUCCAAGAGCAAAGAAGCUGUCCUCUCCAGUGGUAGAUCUCCAAAAAAGGUAAUUAUUUUACCACAGGACACGUAUCGAAAUAUACACAAGUUGGUCGUUGCGGGAGAGAACAGCGACGGGCUGAAACUGCUGAGGCGUGUCCACAAUUCGGUGCACCUAUUCUUCAUCCGGGUGAAGUUUUUUUUCAGCAGACAGAGCAGCCAAAAGUGGUAA